AUGGAGGCUGCUCAUGGCUCCUUCCGGUCAUUUCCGCAGCGCGUGCAGUGGUUAUUUGCGGGAAUUGGAGCCCUGUUAAUCACGACGCGUGCCUUGAGCUUCGUGCAGCUUCUCGCCAAUGCGUUCAUUCUUCGUGGGGCUGAUCUCCGCAAGUAUGGUGAAAAUGGCACGUGGGCUGUCAUCACCGGUGCGUCAGACGGUCUAGGGAAGUUGUUCGCCUCGGAGCUGGCCGCCAAAAGCUUCAACCUUGUUCUCGUCUCACGCACGCAGUCUAAGCUUGAGGCUGUCGCGCAAGAGCUUCAGGUUAAGCACCCUGAUCUACAGAUUAAAAUCCUUGCUAUGGACUACUCUCAGAACGAUAAUGCCGACUACGACCGGCUGCGCCAGCUGGUUGAUGGGCUCGAGAUUGGCAUUCUAAUCAACAAUGUUGGCCAGAGUCAUAGUUUCGCCGUGCCCUUUAUCCUGACCGAGGAGGCUAUUAUAGAUAACAUUGUCACUGUUAACUGCCUUGGAACGCUCAGGACAACACGUGUCAUCGCUCCGGGCAUGGCACAACGCAAGCGCGGUCUCAUCUUGAAUAUGGGCUCUACAGCCGGUUGGAUGCCUAUGCCCUACCUAGCUACUUACGCUGGAAGCAAGUCGUUUCUACAUCACUGGAGUGCGGCAUUAGCAAGCGAGCUUAAAGAGAGCAACGUUGACGUCUACCUGGUCUUCACCCACUACACUGUCGGCACAAUGAGCAAGAUCUGGAAGCCCAGCACCUUCGCACCAAUGCAGCCAGCAUAUGUACGUGCUGCCCUUGCUAAAGUCGGCCUCGGGGGCACACAAAAUUUAGCUCAUAUGUACGCGCCGUGGUGGUCGCAUGCGCUCAUGCAGUGGUGCGUCGAGCACAUCAUUGGUGAAGGCUCCAAGCUCGGGCUGUGGUACAAUCUCGGGCAGCAAAAGAACAUCCGCAUAAGAGCCCUGCGCAAGUGGGAGCGCGAGGCGGAGAAGGCUGCUGAGUCAAGAAAGGCGGGUUGA
Phaeoacremonium minimum UCRPA7 is the source of this 1020-nucleotide messenger RNA. RefSeq names its product putative 3-ketoacyl- reductase protein. The transcript has 2 exons. Gene Ontology annotation, cellular component: endoplasmic reticulum. Gene Ontology annotation, biological process: fatty acid elongation. The coding region runs from base 1 to 1020 and encodes 339 amino acids. Gene Ontology annotation, molecular function: ketoreductase activity. Lineage: Eukaryota; Fungi; Ascomycota; Sordariomycetes; Togniniales; Togniniaceae. The record is from RefSeq and is a predicted model, not a curated record.